GUAAUUACACCUACUGUUAAUAAUUGGACUCGGACUCAGAAAAAUGUAACACAUUUCCUGUUCGUCAUAUGAAACGUUCCCUACUAGAGAAGUUAUGAAACCCUCCUGAAGCUCUCGAAAUCUUAAACGCCAAAGGAUACCAGUGUCGCUACUGACCGUAACGCGCUUUAAAUUAAGGAUGACAUCGACUCACAACCGGAGCAGGAGUGAGGACGAGGAUGAUCCGGUGGACGGGAUGAUCUCCAGGACAGGCUGUGCUCAGCUGCACUACGCUCUGCAGGACUGCAUGGCUGAACAUCAGGACUGGAGGAAGUGCCAGGCCGAGGUUCAGAAGUUCAAGGAGUGCAUGACCUCCUACCAGAACACUCGCAAAGAGCAGCUUCUGAAGCAGAGGACUACUGCUACACAGUAGUCCGCGCAGAUAACCACAUCCAUUGCGUUCACUUGACUAAAGGCAUGUUGUCCAGAAUUUCUGUCAGGCACGGAAAUAUAUCUUGGAAAAUGUUCUUUUAGAAAUAUGUUAGAAAUAUGUACAUAUUUAUUUGAUCAUCAAAAUAAAGAAGCCAAAAAAUGUGUAAA
Molecule: messenger RNA, 579 nt
Organism: Puntigrus tetrazona (Sumatra barb)
Lineage: Eukaryota; Metazoa; Chordata; Actinopteri; Cypriniformes; Cyprinidae
Gene: coa4
Product: cytochrome c oxidase assembly factor 4 homolog, mitochondrial
Exons: 2
Coding region: 179-412 (77 amino acids)
Biological process (GO): mitochondrial respiratory chain complex IV assembly
Cellular component (GO): mitochondrial intermembrane space
Source: RefSeq, a predicted model, not a curated record